AUGAAUAGUACUCGUAAAGGUGAAGUUGAUAUGAAUGAAAUUGGUAGUAGUGGUUUCUCGACUGCGGCUUACCUUAAAAGAAUUCUGGCGGAGUCUCCCAAUGACUGUACUCGAGUUCAAGAUACGCACAUUCGGGCUUUAGCUAAAGAAAGUGAAAGUUUAGCAGCUGAUAUCUUAGCCCAGAAAGAAGACGUCUGUGCAAGUAUUGAGUCAUUUGUGGAUUUAAUUAGUCGGUGCCAAAAGAUAGCUUUAGAUAUCCCGGACUUACUUCUGCCACUUAGUAAGACUACGAAUUCUUCUGCUGGCAGUCAAGAGUUCAUUAAAGAGAUCUCUAAAUUGAAAGGUGGUGAGUCUUUGGCUAAGACUAGCCGUACUCUUAAAUACACAGAACGAGUUGAAUUACGUAUUGAUCAGGAAAGUAUGUGUGGUAAAAUCUACAUAACUGAAGAGAUGCUUAUUGUGGCUACUGAGACUAAAUCUGGUGAGUUAGAGGUUUACAAUGCCUUUUUACUGAAAGAAACUGACAUUAGUGAAGAAAAUGGAUCUCUAGUAAUUAGUAUCGGUCCUUUAUCCGUUGAAGUUAUUGCUGGAGAACAUACUUCUCUUAAACGCCUGGCUAAAGAGAUCUAUCAAGCCCAAGAACAAGACAGUCCCUGGGUGCCACCAACUGAGCCAACUGAAAAUUCAGAUAAGGAAAAGGCCAAGUACAAUCAGUAUUUACUUAAAAUAGGACAGAUAUCCGGUAUCGAUACAUGGAUUGGCCAAGAUUUAACUGCUGAAAUCAAAGCUAUGCAAGCUAUUGGCGGCUGGAAACAAGCAGCUCCUAUCUUAAAAACUCUAAAAGAAACCGAUCUAGCUACUGCCUUCCAAGUCACCACUAGUAUUGUAGAAGAAGAAAUGGUCAGACACAUUAAUUUAGAUAUCUUAAGAAAAGACAGUAUAGAACAAGUCGCCCAUAAACUAACCAAAAUCCUCCAACGAUCCAUGAAAGAACUAAACUCCCUCUUCACUCCAGAAGAAGCCACCGGUCGACUUGUUCUAGCCUUCGAACAACUACAUCUCCGGGCAGCCGAACUUCUCACUCGCACACUUCUUAAUGCCCCAACAACCGACCUCAAGGACACUGAAACUCUACGCCAAGCUUUCAUCCAUCAAGAAUACAACUUUGCCUAUACCAUUGAUCUAGCCGAAAGAAUCCGCAAGAACCUCCUCAAGAAAAGGUACACCUUCAACAAGAAAGUCAUUCAAACACUUUUCGACCAACUCACCAUCCAAGGAUCCACAUCCUCCCCCGCCCAAUCCAACUCAACCACCAACUCAACCCAAUAA
Messenger RNA from Nematocida homosporus, 1329 nucleotides. RefSeq lists its product as uncharacterized. The transcript has a single exon. The coding region runs from base 1 to 1329 and encodes 442 amino acids. The record is from RefSeq and is a predicted model, not a curated record. Lineage: Eukaryota; Fungi; Microsporidia.